Molecule: messenger RNA, 1821 nt
Organism: Trypanosoma conorhini
Lineage: Eukaryota; Euglenozoa; Kinetoplastea; Trypanosomatida; Trypanosomatidae
Exons: 1
Coding region: 1-1821 (606 amino acids)
Source: RefSeq, a predicted model, not a curated record
AUGCGGGGGCCUUUCUUGAUUACGCGGCUUUUUCUGAAACGCAAGACACCGUCGACAGUGAACAGCGAGGUCAGUGUGCUCUCGUCUGUCACAAACGCCCCUUUUUCUCCAUCAUGUCAGGCCAUACUGCGAUCGGUGGCGAGGGCGCGACACUACGUGAAGAGGUACUGGGUGACGCUGCCACAGUCACGCCGCACCUGCAACGCGGUGGUGCUCCCUGGCGAGUCCCCGACGGUGUUGCACCUAAGCGUGGAAAAGGUUGUGCCCUUCACAGCACUGCCAAAGAAGACACAGAAGCGCAUCAUGGAUGAGCACCCCCCGUUCUUCGGCUCUGGUGUUGGUAUUCUUUCCACGCGCAUGAAAUGGAAGGCCGUUACGGCGGAGCGCCUCCUGCGGCUCCUCAACGAAGAUGAAGAAGACCGUGCCUUGUACAUUGACGUCGCCGUUGCGCCUGAGCUGGGUGUGAAGGUGGCGACGAAGGACACCAUAGAUAUCCGGAAGCAAAGCUCAAUUUCAGUGUACAGUGCGGAGCAACUGGAUGACCCGUACAAGGGGGAGCCACAAAAAGGGGUGGCCUUGAAUGCCGUGACAGGAAAAAGGCUUGGGCAGCCGGCGCACGAUAUCCUUCUUGCGGUUGGUAUUAUGCGUGGAUACACCUCACCCAUGUGGGUGGCAGAAAAGCAGCUCAAGCAUCUGAACUUGGAGGUGCGCGGGAAAUGCGAAGGGGAGGGUGUGCUAGCCCCUAAUAUGACGGGAUUGAUUAUCUCCCUCUCCCAGCUUCCAAAAGACGCACAACAGAUGUUGUUAAAGCAGCUGCGCGAGGCCCACCCCGACGCCUUUGGGUAUGACCUGUACUUUCUUUACAAUGUCAAUGGAUGGGAGGUGAUGCGGUCACGCGUGCUCGUGAAGCACAUGGCCGCCGUGAACGAUCCUCAAUACCCCUACCACUUUGUUAACCUUCGAGAUUUUGGACUACAACAUAUAAACUUCGCCAGGGUUGCUCGUGAGUGGCAAAAGAAACUGAGGCCCUUGGGCCCGAAAAUGAUGGAUGCGUCGACGACGCAAGACGACCAAGCCGAUGUGGCAAGGAAAGAGGGGAGGGGGCUUGCCAUUCAGGCUGUUCGCUUCCCAGGCGGAAAUUCCCCAAAGCGUGGGCACGCAAGAGUAUUUUUUGCGGAGGAUGCCACGCUUCGCCGCUACUACAACGCCGUCUGCUUGUCAGAGCCCCACUUGGCCGUUCCCGCGGUGCGUUCCGUCGCUAUUCUAAAUGGCAAGCUUGUUGGUCGCCGCGAUGAGGCCAAGCUGCGUUCCUUUGCCCUCAAGCACAAGCUUUCUAGCCCAAUUUGGCUGACACCAGUGGGUGCCCGGCGCAUGGGCGUCGGAAUAGAGAAGAAGUACCGCAGCAAGUUUGUCGCGAUUGGGGCGGGGGCCGUGGAGGAUCAGGGCGACGCCGCCGCCGAGGAGUUUUACAACUUGGACGACUUUGCCGACCCUAAUGAGAUUCUCGCUAUUUUCCCAAAGAAAAGUAAAUCGGUGCACUUUUUGCUGGACUCUAAGUGGCGUCCUGUGUUGGGUAAACAGCGUCAAGACUACCUGGCCUCGCUGAGGCGCGCGACACCGCUCUGGGUCUCGGUGAACGAGUGCCUCAUGUCUGGUUUCGAGCCCAAACCUGGCUCCCAGCCCCUCUCCUUCCCGGCGGCAAGGAAGUCAGGCGACUCUUCUGGGGGCGUAAAGCUGUACAACUCUCAGUUUACAACGGAUCCAGUUCGCGUUAUAGGAUUAGCCACGGUCUACACAAGGCCCCAAGGUAACAGUCUGUGA